AUGAUUUUACUCUUCAACAAAAUUGUCAACGGGUUGACCCAAUCCGAAUUUGGCGCCAUCACUUCUUAUUCUGAAGUCCCAAGUCCUAACCCACUUUCUGACCCGUCCAUUUCAACUAGGAAUCUCCUUCCUCCUCCUGACCCAAAACAAAAUAACAGAUCUGGAUGCUUUUUGUUUUUGAUCCUCGAAUGUCCCCCACGAAUCUCCCAUUUCAUCUUAAUUUUCUGUGAAAUUAUUCCUCGCGUUGAUCUGAAUAAGGCUUUCCCACCGGCAACCGGACAAUCGCUGGAUUUCUCAUCGGCAAUGCGGAGGAUUAAUUGUUUGAUGGAUGUGUCGGGAUAA
Molecule: messenger RNA, 342 nt
Organism: Lactuca virosa
Lineage: Eukaryota; Viridiplantae; Streptophyta; Magnoliopsida; Asterales; Asteraceae
Source: the annotation of a GenBank genome assembly